AUGGCUUCUCCGCUUCACCGACAUUGCUCAUCCUUGGAUGAAGUCAUCUUUCCCGACCAGCAAUGCUUGACACCAGAAGAGCAUGAUAAAGCCACGAAGCUUUUUGACAAGCUAAUUGAACGUUUCGAGCCUUUACAGACAUCGAACAAAGAUUAUAGACCACUAACACUUAUACGCCUCACGAAAGAGGAGGUCUCUGCUGAAGAUGAGUUCCUGAUCCUCUUCUUCACUCUCAUCGAACACGAUCAUCUUGGAGUCACAACAGAAAUCAGAGUAGCUGAGGUCCUAGCAAGGUUACACACUUUUGAGAGAUGGACUUCCGAAGAGCAAAACAUCCUUCUUCAAUGUUUAGUCCACUUCGCCGAUUAUCUGAUAGAUAAUUUCUUCUUACCACAUUCAUUAGAACCAACUAUUGGCACUCCACAGCACAUCCCUGAUCUACGACAAGCCUGUCUCACGCGUGACCGCCAUCGAUGUGUCGUGACCCGAAAGUUCGAUAUUCGGGAGGCUGAAAAGAGAUGCAAGGUACUAGAUGGAGAUAACGUGAAAGACGAUGACGGGAAUCCUUUGCUGCAGGAAGCUAAAGGCAUGACCUAUCUCGAAGUAGCGUAUAUCAUUCCUCAUUCUCUCAUGUCUCAUAGUGACAUACAUAUUGCUGGAGAAUCGAAAUUAGCUACUCACAAGAUCCUAAUGAUGUUCGACCCAAAAACUAUUUCCCUCAUCAACAAAACCAACAUUAACCAACAACUUCUAAACACGCUAACCUUAACUCACGACCUUCAUCAAUCAUUUCGUGCUUUCGAGAUCACCUUCGAACAAGUCCAGGAUCAUCCACACACAUACACAAUCAACUAUAUCGACCCAAACCGCAUGUUCCGAAUCCAUAGACUUCCUAUCACCCGCACGCUCUAUGCCACCCCCAACGGAAGUAUAGAACCACCAUCCCCUCAACUUCUGAAAGUCCAUCAUUCUAUCGGGCGCAUUCUUCACUUCAGUGCUGCCGGCGAAUAUCUCGAUAAAUUCAUCCAAGACAUGGAAGAAAUGGAAGAAGGAGGGGGAAUCUGCUCGAAUGGGUCUACUCGCGUUGAUGAUUAUGUUCGAUGCGUGGCUUUUGACUACAGUGCUUUGUAUGCUUGGGUUCUGAAGAGCCCGGCUACUUAG
This is a messenger RNA of Aspergillus niger, 1161 nucleotides long. RefSeq lists its product as uncharacterized. The transcript is spliced from 5 exons. The record is from RefSeq and is a predicted model, not a curated record. The coding region runs from base 1 to 1161 and encodes 386 amino acids. Lineage: Eukaryota; Fungi; Ascomycota; Eurotiomycetes; Eurotiales; Aspergillaceae.